UGGAGUAACCCACAUACACAAAGAAGGGUAGCUAGUGUGAAAAAUAAAGCUUAAUUAAAUAAUGGAAACAACUAUGCUGUUGACGAGAGAGACCAUAACAAACACUGUUUUCUCCUCAGACUGAUUUUCUGCAUUAAGUGUUUGGUGGAUCGUAGCCUUGAAUUAGCAGUAAAGAUUAUAGCCUGGCACAAAGAUAUAUCAGCAGUGCAUAUACUGUUAGUGCUGUUAUAUUUUAAUUAUAUCUGCACCUCCAUUGCCUAGAAGAGCACUGAAGCUGAAAAACCCAUAGUGCAAGUGCUUAUCCUUAAGUUACUUGAGGAAGAAUACUGAUUCUUUCAUUCUAUCUACUGAAAAUCUGUCUACUUGAAAAUAAACUCAUGAAAUUGCCUGUCCCAGGGGCUGGCUUAUGCUGAGAAACACACCUAAAAAUGCCUUUUCCAACAUGUUACACAAAUUAUUUUUCUAGUAUACGGGAUGUUCUGUUGGCAUUAUUUUUGUUUUCUGGUUGACUUCCUUGGAUUGGGUGCUUCCACCUACUUAGUGGAAGAAGUUCUGUCUAUUGAAUGCAUGCUACAGUUGGGUAGUAAUGUAGCUUGUUGCUAUCCUUUCCCUGGUUGUCAACACCACCAAUGGAGGUUGACUUGAGACCUGCUCCCACAUAGAUGACCUCUAGAGUGACUUUGGAAGAGGAGAUCUUUAUAAGAAUAAGCUCUCUGGGUUUUUGUGUAGAAACAAGUUGCUAUGCAGUUUUGCUGCUUUUCUGUCUGAUAAGCACAGGAAAAGAGAAUGCAAAUAGCAGAGGGCCUGAGAAGGGGUCAGCUCCCAAAUCCUCCAAAUUCCAGGCACUUGGAAAUAGGACACUGGGAUCCCUUCCUCUUGCUACUUGAGCAUGGUGAACGAGGGCUUGGUUUCUGACCAAGCUGGUGCUUGGGUUAUUAGGAGCUGCCCUGGGGUUGGAUGGAGAAAGAGAGGGUGGGGUUGCCAGGCAGAGCACAGGGAGGAGGGGAGCCAGGCAAGAGGAGGAAAUGAAAGGGAGAGGCUGAGCAAACGGAGGAUCCAGCCAGUGCCACACUACAGAGCCAUGGCCCAGCCCAGAGCCUUUUUGCCAAGCUCAAGGUCUCAAGGGACUGGAUGACCUGCAGCCAUAGGAGUGAAAGUCUCUCUUCCAACCAGUCCUUACCUACCCUUCCUGUCCCACAUGCCAGGUCAGGAGCAGGACUGUUUGCGGGAGGUGACGCUCUCCACCCAAAGGCUGCGGGUGCUGCCUCCAGCAGUCCUCAGUAACCCUGCUCUGGAAAGCCUUGACCUCGACAGGAACAAACUCAGGAGCAUAACCGGCAUUUCUAAACUUGGCAAUCUGAAGAAGCUCAUUGUAUCCAAGAACGAGAUUGUGGACUUUCCCAAUGAAAUCCAGAGCCUGAUCUAUUUAGAGAAGCUUGAACUGAAUCAGAACCAAAUCCGGGUCAUCCCAGAGGGCAUCUUCUGCCAUCUCCCCAGGCUUAAACACUUGCGGCUGAACAACAACCGUCUUGGUGCUCUUCCCAGAGACCUGGCAGCUUGUCGAGGCAGCCUCCAGUACCUCAACAUCUCCAACAACCUGUUCCGAACCUUCCCCCAUGCUGUCCUGCAGCUGGCAAACCUACAGGAGCUCCAUGUGCAGAACAAUGCCCUUCGCCAGCUCCCCAGGGAGCUCUUCCAGGGACAAUCCCUGAAAAUGUUCAAGGCCAACGGGAACCCGCUCAGGGAGCCACCCAGUGAGGUCUGCGCUGGUGGCAUCCAGCAGAUCCUGAAUUAUUUCAACCAGCUUCAAGACGGUUCAGGGCAGGAGGACAAGAGGAUCAAGACCAUGUUCCUGGGCGCCUCGCUGGCUGGGAAAUCUACCAUCUGCAGAAGCCUGAAGCAGAGGCAAGCCAAACUGGUACCCAAGGAAGAACGAACAGUUGGGAUAGAAAUCAGUGAGUUCCGGAUUGAAGACUUCACCUUUCUCUUCUGGGACUUCGCUGGCCAGCUGGAGUAUUACAUGACGCACCACGUGUUCAUCACGCCACAGGCACUCGUCAUCCUUGUCAUCAACCUCCACAUGUACCAAACUAAUGAUGAUGCUUUCAAGGACCUUGUUGGCUUCUGGAUCAACAACCUUUUCAUGCGAGUCCCAAACUCUGUGGUGCUUCCUGUGGGAACCCAUGUGGACUGCUGUCAGAAGCAAGAGGUGGAGGAGAAGAGGUCCAACAUCAUGGCCAAGAUCGCAGCUAUGCUGGCAGAGAGGAAGAGCAACCUCACUCACUUCAUCAACAAUCUGGAGGACAGUGAGGAGCCUGAGGUUUAUGUGGACCAGUGGGAGAGGCUGAAGGAGAUGGAGAGUUGCACGUUAACUAUCUUAGACCUGGUUGCUGUCAACUGCACAGAUCACCGUGAUAUCAAAAAGCUUGAAGCCACAAUUCUGGAACAUGUGAAGAAUGAGGAGCUAUUCCCUGAGGUUGUCCGUGUGCUGCCACCCGUCUACCGGGAGGUAGAAGCUGCCAUUGUGGACAUCACCCAGAGUGAGGAGAUGGCAGACCAUGGCAUGAUGGACCUCCAGUACCUGCUCAGCGAACUCUCCCAGCGAGAUCACCUGGCCAACUUGGACAGAGAGCUUCUCCAGGAUAUCCUGCGCUACCUCCACCGCAUUGGCCUUCUUGUGUGGUACGAAGAAAUCAAGCACCUGGAAAGCACUGUCUUUCUGCAGCCCACCUUCCUAAUAACUACGUUCAAGCUCCUUGUGAGGGACCGCCUGGUCCAGCAGCUGGAGAGCAUCUCUGUGGACACGCUGAUUGCGGAACAUGCCACCAUCAGGGACAGGUCCAACUGGGUGUGGGCCUUCAAGUCAAAGGCAAUGCUGUGCCACCAGGCAGUGCGUGCUUUGGUGAAGUACCAGCUCUUUUCGGAAGGGAUGCAGGACAUCUUUGAGGAGAUCAUGGGGGACAAGACCCACAGGGGGAAAGGGAAGCUCUUCAGCCUCCUGGAGCACUUUGAGCUCUGCCUGGAGGUGAGGCAAGCCAAAGCACUCAAUCCUCAGGCCAGUGAGUUUGUGCCCGGGAGGACAUGGGAGACAACACAGGACCAAAGUGAGUCCUGGUACUUGUUCCCAACCUACCUAAACCAGACUGAAGAGGUUGCUGAGGUGUGGGGAGGAGAUCACCAUGAGGACCUCCACAUCCGUACCUAUUUCUCACCUGAGAUACCUGAGGGAUUCUUCCACAGGUUCCUUGUGAAAUCUUGCUCCUUCUACUCCACACAUUGGGUGGCCAAGGCAACCUGCCUGCUCGUAUGCAACGGCAAACCUCUGCUGAUUAAAGAGAACAACCAGCGGGCAUACAGCUACCUGGAGCUGAGGUGCAGGAAGCCAGCAGGAGCAACAGCAUUCCAGCUUGCUUGGGACUUCCUCAUGGCGGGUGUGUUUAUCAUCCAGAAGCUCUCUGAAGAGUGGCCAGGGCUGCAUGUGUGUGUGAAGACCCCUUGUCGCACGGCUGGCUGUCCCGCAGAGCUCAUCUGGCCAGACAUGGAUGGCAAAACCCCCAUGACAAAGGAAGAUGUUAAAACCUGUGGAACAUGUGGGCAUCGGUUUGGUGCAGAGCUGCUCUUACCCAAAGUGCCCAGGCAGCCAGAAACAGCCCCAGCACAGCCCCCUGUCCACUACUACGUGACCAGCUAUGGCACCACCACCUUUGGGCCCAGCAGCAUCCAUGUCACCCGGCAGAACAUCACCAGUGAGUGACUGCAGGCCAGGGGGAAGGGAAGCUUGAAUGGAAGACAAAAGAAUUGUUUUUAAGCUGAAGUCAAACUCUCCUCAGCAUGCUGAGCUUACAAGUACUACUUACAUCCUUACUGCAGGGCAAUAAAUGCAUAAAUAAAUGUGCUGACUUG
This is a messenger RNA of Meleagris gallopavo (turkey), 3903 nucleotides long. The record is from RefSeq and is a predicted model, not a curated record. NCBI's taxonomy places the organism in Eukaryota, Metazoa, Chordata, Aves, Galliformes, Phasianidae.